UGAAAAAGUAGGCAGGGCGAGCGUUAAUGAUCCCCGCAUGCAUCAUCACGUCCGCGCCCAGUGCGCGCAGCAUGUCAGGUCUUAGCAGAGAGUGUGUGUGGGUGCGUGUGGGAGGUAGGAAGCUGUGGGGCUGGCGGAGAGCGCUGCCGCCACUGCGAGCGUCACACUGCUGAAUGGGAAUCUUCCCGGCAACUUCAGCCGACCGCCGUCUCACACGCGCGCCCCGCGUAAACCCAAGCGGCGCGUCUCCAAGUCCGGCUCGGGCCGACCCACGCUCGGAUCGGACGCACCGUUCGCCCUCCGCGCUCGUUACCGACUCCACCGCAACAACAUGCCCGCCAUCAAGAAGGAGCGCCCGGACGGGGACGACAUGGCUCUGGCCGCCUUCAAGCCGUCCGAAUACUUGGCCCCUUUAAACGCCGCCGCCAUCCCCGUGGUGACCCCGCACCCGCCGCCUUACGAGCACAUCCUGGCCCACCACCGCGCCUACUUGGGGCUCCACGACUCAGCGCUGCAUCACCAGCACCUCCAGCACCCCACGGACGACUUGAUGCUGGAGAGGUUCUCCUCCAUACCGGACUUCCAGCCUUUCUUUGACAACGGGGAGCCGUGUAUCGAGGUGGAAUGCGGGGAAAACAAAGCGUUGCUUUAUAUUAACAAACUGUGUCAAGGCAGCAAAGGACCCUCGAUUAAAUACCGGGGCGAGUGGCUCACUCCCAACGAGUUCCAGUUUGUUAGUGGCAGGGAGACCGCCAAAGACUGGAAACGGAGUAUUAGACACAAAGGGAAAAGUCUCAAGACGCUCAUGUCCAAGGGAAUCUUACAGGUGCAUCCUCCCAUCUGCGACUGUCCCGGUUGUCGGAUUUCAUCACCAGUGAACCGUGGUCGCCUGGCUGAGAAGCGCACCAUCCCGCUGCCCCCCAACCGAGUGCCCAAGAAGGAGCUGGCCUCCAUCUUCAGCAGUGACGACAGUGAAGGUAGCGAGCGUGCCAGCGGGGAGCAUAGCCACAUCAAGCAGGAGGACGAGCUGCAUUACAGUAUAGUCAGAAAGAGUCGUGACAGUGACCUCUCUACAAUCAUCUCCAACCUGCACCACAGCAGACAGCAUGGCGUGUCUGAGGGUCAGUCUGCUUCCGACCACAACGCCAGUGCAGGACACACAG
This is a messenger RNA of Nerophis ophidion (straightnose pipefish), 1163 nucleotides long. RefSeq lists its product as uncharacterized. Lineage: Eukaryota; Metazoa; Chordata; Actinopteri; Syngnathiformes; Syngnathidae. The record is from RefSeq and is a predicted model, not a curated record. The transcript has 4 exons. The annotation marks the transcript as partial. Gene Ontology annotation, biological process: positive regulation of transcription by RNA polymerase II. Gene Ontology annotation, molecular function: DNA-binding transcription activator activity, RNA polymerase II-specific; RNA polymerase II cis-regulatory region sequence-specific DNA binding.